Acaulospora morrowiae is the source of this 173-nucleotide messenger RNA. NCBI's taxonomy places the organism in Eukaryota, Fungi, Glomeromycota, Glomeromycetes, Diversisporales, Acaulosporaceae. The record is from the annotation of a GenBank genome assembly.
AGGUUAUUGUCGAUAUUAAUAUUCAAAAAACUGUUGAAAAAUGGUCUGAAAAAGAUUUAAGAGAGUUUGAAAAAAUUAAAGAAAAAUUCGUUAGUGAAGCUCUUAAUUGGUAUAAAGAAGUUGGAAAUAAUCUUAGAACAACAUAUAUUGGAAACUCAAGAACAACGGUAUAG